Scylla paramamosain (green mud crab) is the source of this 1057-nucleotide messenger RNA. Its product is annotated as protein D2-like. Lineage: Eukaryota; Metazoa; Arthropoda; Malacostraca; Decapoda; Portunidae. The record is from RefSeq and is a predicted model, not a curated record. The coding region runs from base 146 to 676 and encodes 176 amino acids. The transcript is spliced from 6 exons.
AGCAAAGUGCCUGCUUAGCAACUGGCCGCAACCCUGAUGGAUUAAGGUUACGCUCAGUAGUCAUCGCCUGGACACCAGCCAACACAGGCGGGCGUACUUCUCGAGCUGUGUUACAUGCUGGUAAAAUCAAAGAGGAUUUGGCUUCAUGGAACAACACGGAGUAAUACCCGAUGUCUUGCCCCGCUGUCCUCCCUCUACUGUGCAGGUGAGGUACGGGAACACUGAGGUGGAAUGUGGGACUGUGGUGACGCCCACCGAGGCCAAGGAUGUGCCACACCUGUCCUGGCCCGUGGAGGAGGGUGCUCUCUACACCCUGUGCAUGACAGACCCCGACGCCCCGAGCCGAGAAGAUCCCAAGUUCGGCGAGUGGCAACACUGGCUGGUGGUGAACAUAUCAGGGAACGAUGUGUCGAACGGCGACACCCUCAGCCAAUACGUGGGUCCCGGCCCGCCCAGAGGCACAGGGCUACACCGCUACGUGUUUGUGGUGUACCGGCAGAACGGACGCCUGACGUGUGACGAGCCGCGAGUCCCAAACACCUCAGCCUCUCCUCGCAGAUGCUUCAAAAUUCACAAAUUUGCCGAGAAAUACAACCUGGAGCUGGUGGCAGGCAAUUUCUUCCAGGCAAAAUACGACAGCUACUGUGAUCAAGUACAUAAACAGCUUGGUAUUUAAGAGUACAGCUGUAUAGAAGGUGAAAGCGCUCAGAUUAUCCUGCGAUUACGAGGUCACGUGUCUGUUGUUUACAGUGUGGUUAUUUGUAAAUGAGCAAAUGCUUCCUUUGGAACACAUGAAUGCAGCCGAUCUGUCACACAUCGAUCUUGUUUUGAAGGGAGUUGUGUUAGAUGGGUUGCAAGCUAUCGGUAGCAUACUAUUAAAUACUUUUCAAGAUAAACUGAAGGUCAAGAUCCGCUUCUGGUUUUACAAUAUAUUGAAAAGUGAAUAUUGUUUUUAGUUUGUUAUAUUUUCAACGCUGAAGUUCUGAAAAUAACAGCUGUUCAAAUAAAUGAUUUUGAUUAGCAUCAACUUGUGAAGUUUCAUAAAAAUGAGUUCUCA